CCUCUAUUUUCGCAGAAAUGUUUUCGAAACGUCUCCUUCUCUGACCAAGCCCGUACCCGAUGAAUCUUGACGUCCCGAGUUCACCUCACACAUAUUGGGGAAGUUUCCUAGGCGUACCCCCGAAUCUGGCCAUCUGCCACUUCCUCCUCCUCGUCCUGGAACUUCUCUUCGUAUGAACUCCUUUUCACGGAAUCCGAUUCCGUUUUUAUUUUCUCCGAUUCAAGCGAGGAACAAGAGCUACUAGUAUCGCCAAAUCUACACGACUUGUGACGAAUUCCUGCGAAUUUGAAACUCGAUAAUCCCGCAGCACGACAGUUACGAGAGGUGGAUACGAGGAAGUGGUGAGUUAAAGAUACGACAAGUAUUUGAGAGCAUAGAAGAGUUCAAGGAAGCUGUCUUGGAAUAUGCUUUAAAAGGAGGAUGGAAUGUCCAGUAUACUAGAUGGGGAAAAGUAAAAUCUGAGGCUCGAUGUGGAGUUCCAGUUGAAGAAGGUGAAAAACGGUGUCCAUGGAGGAUUUAUUGCUCUUACGAAGAACCAAUUGCGCAGUGGAUGGUGAAGACUUUACAGGAUGAGCAUAAUUGUUUUAAAGACGGCGAUUGCAGGAUUUUGUCGGAGUCUCUUAUAGCCAAGUUAUUUUUAAACGACAUAAGGAAUGACCCCAAUUUCAGACCGAAAUGCAUUCAAGAACAAAUUCAGGAUCGUUACAAUCUGGUAGUAACAGGUGAUAAAUGCAGAAAGGCAAAGAAAAUAGCUUUGGAUAUCAUCCAGUCAGAGUUCGAAGAACAACACGCAAGGAUAAAAGACUAUGAACUUCAUAUUUUGGAAUCAAAUCAGGACUCGACUACGGAUCUUAGAACAGCCAUUGCAGAUGGUGGACUAGAAGUAUUUGAUAGGUUUUAUGUGUGUUUCGCUGCGUUACGUCAGACGUGGAUUAAGCAUUGUCGGCCAAUCUUCGGCAUUGAUGGAUGUUUUCUGAAGUCAACUACGAAAGGGCAACUACUUGCAGCUGUGGGACGAGACGCAAAUAAUCAGAUAUUUCCUAUUGCGUGGGCGGUUGUUAAUGUGGAAGAGACCGAGAGCUGGGUAUGGUUUAUCCAGCUUCUGAAAAAAGAUUUUAAUCUUAAAAAUGGUGAUGGAUUCACGCUUGUAUCAUACCGACAAAAGGGACUGUUAAAGGCAGUGGCACCAAGAGUUACCAAAGGUUGAGCAUCGAAUGUGUGCUAGACACGUCUAUGGAAACUUGAAAAAAGAUUUUCCAAAGCAGCCGAAGAUGAAAAAAUUGUUUUGGCAGCUAGUAGAGAGUCACAACAAGGGUGAUUAUGGCAUCAGUUUGGCUAACAUAAAGGAUUUCAACGUUGAUGUGUAUGAUGGAGUGAUGAAGAGGAACCCAGAAACCUUUAGUCGGGCAUACUUCAAGACCACAUCAACAUGUGAGGAUGCACUGAACAACUUCUCAGAGUCAUACAACAGUGCAAUUGAGAAGGCCCGUGCCUUACCUUUGGUUGAGAUGCUUGAGACCAUUAGAAGACAAGCAAUGCUCAGGAUAGACAUAAGGAAGAAUGAGUCACUGAAGCAUAAAGGAAAGUUCAGUCUUAAAGUUGGUAAGGUCAUUGCUAUUGAAGAGCUUCACAGAAAAUAUUGUAGGAUCUAUCCUGGACCAACGGGACAGUUUGAAGUUAAAGAGAAGUCAGUCUCAUAUAAAGUCAACAUGAAGUCGCACACAUGUGCUUGUAGAAGGUGGGACUUAUCAGGGAUACCAUGCCGCCAUGCCUUGCGUGUUGUCCAGGAUAAGAAGACAUACAGGACAGAAGAUUUGAUCUCACAUUGGUAUCUGACAUCUACAUGGCAGGCUCAGUACUCAGAUAACAUUAAACCAAUGAACGGUAUGAAGUUUUGGAACACAAGUGGUGAAGAAACUAUUGAACCACCAGCAAGAGAUAAAUCAAAGGGCCGGAAGAAGAACCCUGCUAAGCGUAUGAAGAGUGUUCAUGAGUCUCCAACGAAGGGUAAGAAAGUGACCCAACACUCGAGGACAAUGCAUUGCUCUCGAUGUGGGUUGGCUGAUCACAAUUCUCUAGGAUGUUCUAAUGGUGGAGUUCCACUUAAGCCUCGCCCACCUAAGAAGAAAGCAAAAACACAACAAAUGGUUGAUUCAGUUUCACUUGAUGUUGGAGAGGGACCAAGUCAACCAUCUCUGUCUUCUGUUACUUUCGAUUGAGUCUAUGGACGAUGGAUAGGUGUUCAAGCUUGAAGAUGGAUGUUUUUUAGUUAUGUGUUUGCUGUCAUUUGCUAUGUUUUUGUGCCUACUUGUUAUGUUUUGAUGGUAUAUUUUGGUACGUAUUUAUGUAACAAAAAUUUAAGGUCAAUGGUUUUUAAACUAUA
Molecule: messenger RNA, 2383 nt
Organism: Brassica napus (rape)
Lineage: Eukaryota; Viridiplantae; Streptophyta; Magnoliopsida; Brassicales; Brassicaceae
Exons: 4
Coding region: 1215-2219 (334 amino acids)
Molecular function (GO): zinc ion binding
Source: RefSeq, a predicted model, not a curated record